Messenger RNA from Cygnus atratus (black swan), 732 nucleotides. It is a transcript of the gene MIX23, whose product is annotated as mitochondrial matrix import factor 23. The transcript has 5 exons. Lineage: Eukaryota; Metazoa; Chordata; Aves; Anseriformes; Anatidae. Gene Ontology annotation, cellular component: mitochondrial intermembrane space; mitochondrion. Bases 62 to 496 code for a protein of 144 amino acids. The record is from RefSeq and is a predicted model, not a curated record.
GCCCGCCUCGUCCCGCCCUCGCCGCCCGGUUGGCUGCCGCCGCGCCUUCGGCCUUUCCAAUAUGGCGGCGCCCAGCAGAGCGGCGAGCUGCGAGGACUUCGCCGAGUUCCAGGAGUUGCUCAGAGUGAUGAGGACGAUUGAUGACAGAAUUGUCCACGAGUUAAACACUACAAUUCCAACAGCUUCCUUCGUAGGGAAAAUUGAUGCCAGCCAGACAUGUAAAGAGCUCUACCAGUCUCUGAUGGAAGCUCACACCAGCAGAGAGAGAAUCAUCAAAAACUGCAUCGCUCAGACUUCCAGUGUAGUGAAAACUCUCAGAGAAGAGAGGGAAAAGGCACAAGAUGACGUAGCAUUAUUAAAGCAACUCAGGAAAGAGCAGACAAAGUUGAAAUUGAUGCAGUCGGAGCUGAACGUUGAAGAAGUGGUAAACGACAGAAGUUGGAAGGUAUUUAAUGAACGUUGCCGAAUUCAUUACAAGCCUCCAAAGAGUCAAUGAUAUUAAGUACUUCCCAUCAAGGUGGUCCAUAACCAUGAGAGCCAAACUGGAAAGAGACCUUGGGCGAGCUGAAUUGGGACCCUCCAGAGCCAGGAGAACCCAGUCCUGUUUUGUUUUGGACCUACUCUAGCUGGAAUCUCAAUUUAAAUAAUUCUCCUCUAAUUAAGAGAAAACAACUCAUCUUUUGUACAAAAUAUGUGAACAAAUGAGUUUUAUAGUAUUAAAAUAAUUUUCAA